Molecule: messenger RNA, 459 nt
Organism: Aspergillus puulaauensis
Lineage: Eukaryota; Fungi; Ascomycota; Eurotiomycetes; Eurotiales; Aspergillaceae
Product: polysaccharide biosynthesis domain-containing protein
Exons: 5
Coding region: 1-459 (152 amino acids)
Cellular component (GO): cytoplasm
Source: RefSeq, a predicted model, not a curated record
AUGGCCGGCCCAUUCGAUCCAGAGCAGGCGCAGAACCUGGAUGAUAUGGAGAAGCAGUUCGCCGUCAAGGCCGUCGAACACCUCAUGACAUACUGGUCGAUCCUUGAGAAGGUCCCCGGCUCGCAGUUGCGCUUGACAAAGAUCGACGAUGAGAUCUAUGAACACUUCAAGCAAGAAUUCCCGGAAUUCGACCCGGCCGCGACAAUCAACGAGGAUACUAUGAAGAGCAAGGAGGGCAAGGAGAAGUGGCGCAAUUGGAUCAACCAGUACGAGAAGAAGAUCCACGAUUUCAACUUCGGGACGAUGCUUCGCGCGAACCCCAAGACUGAGUAUGAGAAGGAAAACACAAUUUUCGCAAUGCGCAUGCAGUUUUACGCCGUUGAGAUCUCGAGAAACCGUGCUGGUCUCAAUGACUGGGUGUACGAGCAGGCACAGGCACAGAAAAACGCCAGCUCAUAA